UGGAGAGCCGUUUCACUUCGGCGGAUCGCCCCGUGGCCAUGCGCGACACCUGGGUCGUCUUGCCUCUGGUACUUACCUCUGUCGCUGGAUUAUGGUCCAAAAGUGUUAAUGCCCAAGUGACUGAUAUUAACCCCAAGGGGUUGGAAUUGGGGAAAAAUAUUACUAAAAUCAAGAUUCGGAGUGUGGAUGGUCAGCAUCACGAGGACCAAUUGUGCCAAAAGUUUUGUCCUCCUGGCUUUCGUAAAGAAAAGGAAUGCACAGCCGAUGGGGACGAGCCAGUCUGCGUGUCUUGCCAAGAAGGGAAGGAGUACACCGACAAAAAUCAUUUUUCUUCUAGAUGCAGAUUAUGCAGAUUUUGUGAUGAAGGACAUGGCUUAGAAGUGGAAAAAAACUGUACCCGGAUCCAGAAUACCAAGUGCAGAUGUAAAUCAAACUUUUUUUGUAACGCUUCUGUAUGUGAACACUGUGACCCUUGCUCCAAGUGUGAACAUGGAAUCAUAGAGAAAUGUACACUAACCAGCAACACCAAAUGCAAACAGAAUGGAUCCAGCUCUAAUUUGUUAUGGCUGUGUAUCCUGCUUCCAAUUCUAGGAAUUAUUGCUGCUUGGGUGCUGAGAAAACAUAAGAAGUGCAGCAAUAAAAACCAAGGUCACCAAGAAUCUAAAAUGGAAAUAGUGCCAAUUAAUUCAUCUGAUGUUGACUUGAGUGAUUACAUCACUACUAUUGCUGAACUCAUGACAAUAAAACAAGUUAAAAAAUUUGUUCGAAAGAAUGGUGUGGAUGAAACCAAAAUAGAUGAGAUCAUGAAUGACAAUCUCCGAGAUACAGCUGAACAGAAAGUCCAGCUGCUUAAUACCUGGUAUCAAGUCCAUGGGAAGAAAGAUGCCUAUAACACACUGAUUGAUAAUCUCAAAAAAGCCAAUCUUUGUGCUGUUGCAGAUAAAAUUCGGGACAUAGUUCGGAAGGACAUUACUAGUCGCCAUGAAAAUUCAAACUUCAGAAAUGAAAAUGAAAGCCAAAGCUUGGUCUAA
Molecule: messenger RNA, 1031 nt
Organism: Carlito syrichta (Philippine tarsier)
Lineage: Eukaryota; Metazoa; Chordata; Mammalia; Primates; Tarsiidae
Gene: FAS
Product: Fas cell surface death receptor
Exons: 9
Coding region: 39-1031 (330 amino acids)
Biological process (GO): extrinsic apoptotic signaling pathway in absence of ligand; negative regulation of apoptotic process; necroptotic signaling pathway
Cellular component (GO): external side of plasma membrane; membrane raft; CD95 death-inducing signaling complex
Molecular function (GO): tumor necrosis factor receptor activity; protein binding
Source: RefSeq, a predicted model, not a curated record